AAGCUCCGGCCCAAGCUGGAAAGAUGACCACCGCGCCAGGCUUCAUGUGUUUUCCAUGGUUGUGCUGUUUGGUUGUGGCCGCGACAACCCUGUCCGACACGGCGCUACAGGAGGCUCCUGAGAUGAUGCUGCUUCAGACGCGGUUGGCUCGCGAGCCCACAGGCGUUUGCGUUCCUCCACCGAACAUGGCAGCAGAGGCCUACACGCUGCCCAUUGAGCGGGUGGUGGAAGCCUUUUGGCCCCAGGAUGGCUUCUGCGUCUUCGGUGGGGCGGGGGCUUGGGCCAGGGAGUGCGCGAACAGCCGCAUCAGGAAGGACAUCAGCAACUUUGUGCAGGAGUUUGGAUUUGUCUCCGAAUUCUUUACUGCGCCUUCGGCAACCCCAUUCACCUUCAGACUGCCUGAUGGUCGCGCAGUCACGACCCGGGACCAUGUGUACCCUCUGGAUGACGUGUACUGCCUCGUCAACGGAUGGUAUGAUCUUGAUGCAGAGCAACUCCUUCACAAUUUCAGCUUCUUGGAGGAGGCUUCAGAUCGGGCUUGCGCGGAAUUGGAGCAGUUGCUUCCAAGCUUUCACUCUAUUUCGAUGCUUGACCUGACAGUUGAGUCCUUCGCCGACGAGAAGGCGCUGCAGGAGUUGAUGGCAAAUGACUCGAACUCUGCUGAGGUCACCGAGGCCAUCGUCCACGGCAUGCGAGUGCACGCGGCUGCCAAGUGCCUGCUCCGAGGACCUGCGAGACAGCCAGGAGCGGUCCAACAAUCAAAAGACAAAAGCGGAGGCAAAGGAGCACUCUGCGAUGUUUCCAACUGCGCCAGUCGCUCGCGCUUGGUGGAGUGGACGGAUGAGGCGCCGAAGUCUGGUUGCGGCCACCUACUCCAAGAAGGGCUUUGCGCAGAGGCAAACGCCUGUGCUUGCCACACACAUGCUGCGGACUGCUACGUUCCCAUACCUCUCGUCAUGCAGCAACACCCGCACACAGACGGCUUCUGCUACUUCAACGGCACGGCAUUCUACGUGUCUUUUCCAGGCACAGAGAACAUGUCAGAGGUCAUUCUUGCAAUGAGGGGGUCGGACUAUAAAGGGCUCAACACAGGCCCGCUCGUCACGUACAAGUUUGACGGCAGGGAAAUCUCGAGUUACAUGGACGCCAGUCAUUACCUCUACGACGACCUUUAUGGCUUUUCAUUGGGAUUUCUUCAGGGGCAAGGCCUUCGUUCAGACUGGAUGCUGAACAGCAGCCGCUGGACACAGCUCUCCGAGCAGAUGUGCAACAACAUCCAGCAGGAAUUCAACUUCAGCAAUCACGAGCUGGUGCUCUCCGAUUGGCUUGACUACAACGCAGUCAUAGCCGUGAUGACGGCCUGCAGCGCCGGCAUGCCGGCGCCCGGCUCUUCGAAGCAAUCGGUGCUGGACAUGGCAGGCUGGCAAAGCCCAAGCUCGUGCAGGCCGGUGUCCCGGAGAGAUUUUGCGAAGCAUCACUACGUGAAAUGCAUACUCGGGUACAGGAAUUCAGCUAUGGACAUGGCGUAUUUGAACAGUCGCGCCUGCUUGCUGGAAGGCAAUCGAAUAGGACACCUUUCAGAAUGCCCAUAUUCCCCAGAGAUGACUUCGUGAAAGCAAAGCAAAGCCAUGCUUGCAAGUUUGUUGCCAACAGUGGUAGCGGAUGUCUCUCGGACUCCCGCCGCACACUGGUAGCGUGCAGCUGGAGCUGUUGGAAGGGGCUGAGCAAUUUGACUGCGUGAAGGAAGCUAUUGCACCCUUUUUUUUACCGCGCGGUUUAGCAUGUCGAGCAAUGGUUUGAGGUUAAGCGGAUGAGCAA
Molecule: messenger RNA, 1818 nt
Organism: Effrenium voratum
Lineage: Eukaryota; Dinophyceae; Suessiales; Symbiodiniaceae
Source: the annotation of a GenBank genome assembly